Stylophora pistillata is the source of this 4298-nucleotide messenger RNA. RefSeq lists its product as uncharacterized. The record is from RefSeq and is a predicted model, not a curated record. Gene Ontology annotation, molecular function: protein binding. NCBI's taxonomy places the organism in Eukaryota, Metazoa, Cnidaria, Anthozoa, Scleractinia, Pocilloporidae.
GAACUUCUGCUUUUGUAAGUCCAGUGGUUAACUGAAUUAUCGUCCAGCACAAGAAGACUGAAAACCUCAGCGUCAUAAGGACAUGGCAUCAGCUGUUUUACCAUCAUCUACUAAUGAGACAUUCAACUUUGCUAGACUGUGUCGUCUUGUGGUGGAUGUUGGAUCCCAAGCCUUGAGAGACACUUUUGAUGCCAUACACCCUCCAACGAGUCUUCAUUUAGUUUUGACGCAUCAGCCAGUGCAUGCAAAACUACAGUUUCUGAAGAAGAAGAGAGUUUUGAAUCCGACACAAUGGGGGAAGCUGUAUCCAAAUGUUCCAUCAUCUGUUUCAUCAGCAGACUUUGACAUCGUGUUACUGGUGGUGCUACUGAGGAAUAUCUGUGGGUUGGUUCCUCCCAGCACUGGAUGGGACAGUCUUCCCCCACCUACAGAUAUGAGUAAGGAGGCCAACAUAGCCAGGCUGAAGUACUACCGCAAUACUGUGUACGGCCAUGCCAGCGAAGCCUCUGUGGAUGAUACACAAUUCAACAGCUACUGGCAAGAUAUCAGCAGUGCCAUAUUAGGACUCGCAGGAGCAGGUUAUGGAGUUGCAAUCAGUAAGCUUAAGAAUGAGAGCAUGGACCUUGAAACAAAAGACCACUACACGCAGCUGCUAAAGCAGUGGAAGCAAGAUGAUGACAAUAUCAAAGAAACUGAUACAAAAGAAAACUACAGGAGGCUGCCAAAGCUGUGGAGGCAACAUGAAGGAUAUAUUAAAGAAACUGGCACAGGAGUAUGCCACAAGCAGCUGCUAAAGGAGAAGAAGCAAUUCAACGAAAUGUUCAGAGAGAUGAAAGAGCAAAUCAGACAAGAGGUGCAACAGGUGGAAAGUCAGAUGCAACAGGUGGAAAGUCAGAUGCAACAGAUGGAGAGUAGGAUGCAGCAGAUAAAAAGUGAGCUGCAAGACUCUCAAGAAAAGUUUGACUCCUCAAUGAGGAAUAGAGAGCAAAUCAGACAAGAGGUGCAACAGAUAAAAAGUGAGAUGCAACAGAUGAAAAGUGAGAUGCAAGACUCUCAAGAAAAGGUUGACUCCUCAAUGAGGAAUACAGAGCAAAGCAGACAAGAGUCGCAACAGAUGAAAAGUAAGAUACAAUACCUUGAAGAAAAAUUCGACUCCCUUAUGGUAGAUGACACGAGGAAUGGAGAGCGCACCAGAGUCAAUCCAGAGCGUUUGGAAAGUGAAAUUGGAAUCCUCAAAGAAAAGCUGAAGACUGUGCAGAGCCAGCCGUCCACCAAAAAGAAACUAUGGGUGGAAGAUUCCACCGAGAUUGUUGAUGGCAUUCGUCAGCUUUACAAAGUCCGCGAGGGUUGGUUGGCACCGUUUUCCUGGUGUGAGGACUUUGGUUUCUCUAUUGACGACAUCUACACCGAACUUAAAGUCAUCAGCUCAAAGAAAACGGUGGGAACAGUCACAUACCGAGUAGUCAGGAUGUCUGAGAUGUUUAACCCACACGAAGGCUGUGAGGAACCAAGGGUUGUGUUAGUGGAAGGGAAGCCCGGUGUGGGGAAAACAACUUUCUGCCACAAAGUUGUUUUUGACUGGGCCACUCAAAAACGCGCAGCUAAAAAUUGCUUCGGAAAAUUCUUCACAAUUCUUUUGAUCAAAUGUUGUGAAGUUCAGUCUGGCCUUUGGGAAGCCAUUGAUGAUCAACUUCUACCUCGAGAUGUCGUUGAUUACCAAAAGAAGAGGUUCUUCGACUUCAUUCGCCAUAAUCAAUCCAAAGUUCUCCUUGUACUCGAUGGAUUGGAUGAAGUUUCUGAGAUUAAGGUACCAAUGUUUUCAGAAAUUAUUCAAGGCCGAGUACUGCCAAAAUGUCGCGUGAUUGUUACAGCACGACAUGAAGUUGGAGUCAAAGUUCGAAGAUACUGUAACAUGCUUCUGGAAGUCAAGGGAUUUACUGAUGAAGAUGCAAGAAGGUUCAUCACCAAAUUUUUCCAAACGGAAAAGGCCUUGGCUAACAGGCUUUUAGUCCAGCUGCACGAUGAUCGAAAUCUUCAAGACCUUGCAGCGAGUCCUCUCAACUGUACGGUUUUAUGCCUGGUCUUGAAAGAUUUUAACGGCCGGUUUCCUCAAAGCAGAUCGAAGCUGUACAUGGUCAUGGUGGAGUGUAUACUAAGAAGAUACAGAGCAAAGAAACAACUUUCAGAAACCCGCGAAGACCUCGUACAAAUUUACGAAAGCCAGCUGAGACACCUUGGCUCGAUAGCUUUGAAAGGUUUACUGGAAGACAACUUGGACUUUGACGAGGAGGAACUUGAAAAACAUAAAGCACGUGACUUACCUGGACUUGGAUUUCUUUCCUUUCAGCCCGGAAGCAGUAAACUAAGACCGACUCGGCGCUAUGGCUUUCUUCACAGGACUUUCCAAGAGUUCUUCGCCGCUUUGAAUCUCGGAUGUCAGAUUAUCAAGAAAGAAAUAAGCACGGACAGCGUAGCUGCUGACGAACGAUACCGCCAUCAGCUGAAAGAAGUGCUUCCUUUCACAUUUGGCAUUCUGGCAGCACGAUAUGAGGAAACAGCAGAGAACCUUGUGAGAAGUAUGGCAACACAGUUAAACGAGGAGGAGGAGGAGCACGUAGCUGGUGGUUUGGCUUUUGCUUUUAAGGGCAUUAAUGAGUGCAAAAAUGACAACAGUUGUGAUGAAAAACUGGCCCGCGCGCUUGGCGCUUGUCUUCAAAUUGAAGUCAUUGACCUUUCGGGUACAAGAAUAGAUAAAGCUUUCGCUGUUUUGUUAGCGAACGUUCUUAAAACAGGUAGAGCAGUGAAGAUUUUGAAACUUUCAGGUAGUAACGCUGGUGAUUAUCUCACUGCUACUGUGGUUGAGGGUUUGAAAAGAAAUGCAUCCCUGGCACAGUUGAAUUUGUCUCAUAAUAAGAUUGGUGAUGCUGGUGCUGCAGCUCUGGCUGAUUGUUUGAAGAAUAAUAUAUCUCUGGCAAAGUUGGAUUUGCCCAAUAAUGAGAUUGCUGUUGCUGGUGCUGCUGCUCUGGCUGAGUGUCUACUAACUAAUACGUCUCUGACAGAGUUGGAUUUGGGUGGUAAUAACAUUGUUGAUGCUGGUGCUGCCGCUCUGUCUGAGUGUUUGAAAGGGAAUAAAUCUUUAACAGAGUUGAGUUUGAGUGGUAAUUAUAUUGGUGAUGCUGGUGCUGCUGCUCUGGCUGAGUCUCUAAAAUGCAAUAAAUCUCUGAUAAAGUUGGAUUUGUCUAGGAAUGAAAUAGGAGGUGAUGGUUUUGCUGCACUAGCUGAAUGUUUAACGGGAAACAUGACUUUGACAGCGCUGAAUGUGUCCCAUAAUGGCAUUGGUUAUGCUGGUGUUUCCGCCCUCACAAAGCAUCUGGAUGAUUUUAUGUCUGCGAUAGGAGGGGAUGUUUUUUAAGAAGAGAAUCAGUGAUUCUGGUGCUGCUGCUGUGAUUGCUGUGCAGGAGUGUCAUCCAUCUCUAACUGAGUCGGAUGAACUUUUUCAGAAAAUGUGUAUUCCGUCUUAAGACCUGUGGGGAAAAAGGAAAAGCGAUAACGUAACGAAUAAACAGUAACUCAUGACCCUGGCACCAAGCAGCGCAAAUGUUCAUAAGCUUUUAUUGGUGAUACCAGUGUAAGUACAAGAUUAAUACAACAUCUGUUUUCUGUGAUUAUUUAAUUUUGUUAGAGCUGUCAGAUAGGCUUACACGUUUAUGGUCAGGAGACUAUAGUACUUUAUUUCGACCUCUUCAUUUCAGCCUCUACUCUGUAAUAUGUAUUGAAGGGGUCGUUGAAAGAAAGUAUGCUUCAUUCAUGACACUCGUGUUAACCGCGAGAAUAUCUGCGCGAGCAUAACUUGAAAUGCUCAAAGGUUCUCUCGGAGUUUGGAAAUUGGAUGGAUAUUUUUUGGUUGGUUGUUUUCAGUAUUAGGUCGCCUCAGAUUUUCUUUCUCCAAUCGACCAUGAGAAUUUGUAAUAGGUUAUAGUCGUUACUCUUUGGUGAUCGGUUCUUUGAUUUUCACGAAUUUUACUGGUAAUAAUGUGCUGGUAAUGUUUAGUAUUAUAAGGAGAAAACUGAUGGUCAUUUGCAACUCUUUUAUUACUCAGUGUAAAGUACAGACUGAUACUCGUAAUUAUUAUAUGAUGACCAUUAUAUGAGACCAUUUGGUAGAUGUCGCGCAGCGGACUGGUUAGUAGCCCGCAAAGCCAGAGGUUGAGAGUUCAAAUUCCACAGUGCAUAUCAUCGAUAGUUUUUUUCUUUUUAACGGAUAUGUUUUUGUCUAAAUAAAUAUAUAGGGAAAGACA